Scutellospora calospora is the source of this 354-nucleotide messenger RNA. The record is from the annotation of a GenBank genome assembly. NCBI's taxonomy places the organism in Eukaryota, Fungi, Glomeromycota, Glomeromycetes, Diversisporales, Gigasporaceae.
AUGUCGCAAUCAAUUUGGACUAAUACACCAUUCACAACAAAUACUGGAGAAUCAGCUCAUGCAAAUAUUAACAGAAAUGGACAUAAUUUAUCUUUAUUAGCUGCAAUUAACAAAGCUAAAGAAUUUGACAAACUUCAAUGGAGUUCAGCUUAUAUAUAUGAAAAAACAAAUAUACCAGAAUCUUAUCGUGAUAAAUCUCUAUUACAAAGAACUACUAAAGUGGUUAAAAAAACUAAACAAGAAAAACUUUUGAGAAUUGAGCAUGAAAAGCUUGCAAUUCAGAAAGAUAAAAAUAACGAGUUGGAAAAAGAAAUAAUGUUACGAGAGAAACUUCAAAAACUUUUAAAUAAUUAA